UUCUUUAAUGAUUGUGUCUGACUUUCUGAUAUCUUUGGUGUGUCAUUCAAAUUCAUGUCGAUGUGGCCAAAGUACUGCUGAGAUUUCUGGUUGAUUCAUUGGGGUGUUUGGCAACUGGGAAAAUGUUCAAGAAAAUGAACCCAUUGUUCAUGUUCAUCAUGGGGGCAAUUUUCUUAUCUAUCCAGGCAGUCCCAGUUGAAGAUAAACAAGCUUUAUUAGAUUUCGUUGAACAUAUUCAUCACUCAAGGUCUUUCAACUGGAACAAAGAAGCCUCUGUUUGCAGCAGCUGGAUCGGUGUGGCGUGCAACCGUGAUAAGUCCAGGGUUGUUGGUCUGCAUUUGCCUGGAAUGGGAUUUCGAGGCCCUAUUCCACCCAACACUCUCAGUAGGUUAUCAGCUCUUGAGGUCUUGAGCCUUAGAUCCAAUGCCAUCUCGGGUUCGUUUCCUUUCGAUUUUGUCGAGCUCAAGACACUCACUACACUUUAUCUACAAUUCAAUGAGUUAUCUGGUUCGUUACCUGAUUUGUCUCUUUGGAAUAAUCUUACCAUUGUUGAUCUUUCGAACAAUGGCUUCAACGGAAGCAUUCCUCCAUCGGUGUCGAAAUCCCGUCACUUGGUAGCUUUGAAUCUUUCGAAUAACUCGCUUUCGGGUGAUAUCCCGGAUAUCAAUAUCCCCGGCUUGCAACAGCUUGAUUUGUCCAACAAUGAUCUCAUUGGCAUUAUCCCCAAGUCCCUUGGAAGAUUCCCAAUCUCGGUAUUUUCUGGUAAUACUAACCUUUCAUCAACCACCACCACUCUUCCAGGCCAACCAACUAAUGCUCAAGCAUCCAAGAAAGCUCGAAAACUCGGUGAACCGGCACUCUUGGGGGUAAUAAUCGGAGCUUGUGUCCUGCUGUGUGUUUUGAUUUCCCUUUUGAUAAUCUGUCGUCGGUCCAAGAGACGAAAUCCACAACGAGAAUUCCCGGAAAACAUCCCGAAGAAAGAGAUCAAAUUCAAGAAAAUGGCUUCCGAGAAUCAUGAUAACAACAACAGGCUUGUGUUCUUUGAGGGGUGUCAUCUUGCAUUUGAUCUUGAGGACUUGUUGAGUUCUUCUGCUGAGGUGCUUGGGAAGGGAACAUUUGGGGUGACGUAUAAAGCGGCCUUGGAGGAUUCGACAACCGUGGCGGUGAAGAGGUUGAAAGAGGUCGCAUCGGCUAAACGGGAGUUCGAACAACAAAUGGAGGUCAUUGGCCAUAUCAGGCACGAGAAUGUGUCUGCACUAAGAGCAUAUUAUUCAAAAGAUGAGAAGCUUGUGGUUCAUGAUUACUAUGAUCUGGGAAGUGUCUCUGCUUUGCUACAUGGUAAAAGGGGUGAAAGCAGGACACCUUUGGACUGGGAAACUAGGCUUAAGAUUGCAAUUGGUGCUGCAAGAGGCCUUGCUUAUAUCCACUCACAAAACAAUGGCAAGCUCGUACAUGGAAACAUAAAAGCCUCCAACAUUUUCAUCAACUCAGAACAAUACGGUUGCGUCUCCGAUAUCGGUUUAGCAUCGGCAAUGAGUUCAAUGCCCCCGCCCAUAACGCAUGCUGCUGGUUACCGUGCGCCAGAAGUAACAGACACAAGGAAAGCGACUCAAGCAUCUGAUGUAUACAGUUUCGGGGUGUUUUUACUUGAGCUUCUAACCGGGAGAUCACCGAUACACGCCACCGGUGGCGAGGAGAUCGUUCACUUGGUGAGGUGGGUGCACUCGGUGGUUCGGGAAGAGUGGACGGCCGAAGUUUUUGACGUCGAACUCUUACGUUUUCUGAAUGAGGAGGAAAUGGUGGAGAUGCUACAAGUUGCAAUGAGUUGUGUGGUGAGGGUGCCGGAGCAGAGACCGAAAACGGCCGACCUAGCAAAGACGGUGGAGGAAAUCCGGCGAGCUAAUUAUGGGAACCAACAGUCUUUUGAAACUACAUCAGAAACCUCAGGCUCAACAUUCCCACGUAUAGGAGCUGAAACAGUUUCUUCUUCAAUAGUUCCACCAUGAGAGAUUCAUUUAGAAUUAUGAAUCACUAUAAUUUUUUUCUUUUACAAGAUGGA
Messenger RNA from Hibiscus syriacus, 2059 nucleotides. RefSeq names its product probable inactive receptor kinase At4g23740. Bases 123 to 2006 code for a protein of 627 amino acids. Gene Ontology annotation, biological process: protein phosphorylation. The record is from RefSeq and is a predicted model, not a curated record. NCBI's taxonomy places the organism in Eukaryota, Viridiplantae, Streptophyta, Magnoliopsida, Malvales, Malvaceae. The transcript has 2 exons. Gene Ontology annotation, molecular function: protein binding; protein kinase activity; ATP binding.